This is a messenger RNA of Cephus cinctus (wheat stem sawfly), 3397 nucleotides long. RefSeq names its product zinc finger protein 2 homolog. Bases 971 to 2713 code for a protein of 580 amino acids. NCBI's taxonomy places the organism in Eukaryota, Metazoa, Arthropoda, Insecta, Hymenoptera, Cephidae. Gene Ontology annotation, biological process: regulation of transcription by RNA polymerase II. Gene Ontology annotation, molecular function: RNA polymerase II cis-regulatory region sequence-specific DNA binding; DNA-binding transcription factor activity. The record is from RefSeq and is a predicted model, not a curated record. The transcript is spliced from 6 exons.
AGCAAAACUUUGGAAAGAUGCAGUGCAAAAUCCAUCUAUCAAUUCUAUAGAUCAUAUAAAAUUGAACAAAAGUUACUGUGUUUGCAAGCUUCAUUUUUCACUUGAUGAUUAUUUACUUCAUACUAAAAGACCGACAUUGAAGUCUACCGCAAUACCAAGAUUUUUUCUACCAGGAGAUAACAAAGAUUUCCUGCAAUAUAUUUCAGUGGUAAUAACUAAACCGUUUUGAAAAUCUGUAUCCAUCAAAAAUUUGUCCAUGAUUUAUCCCAAUAAUAAUUAAACAAUUUGAAGAUAUAGAUGUGUAUGUAAGGUAUCAAGAAUGAAGCAAUAAUAUCAAUUCUAUAGAAAAUAUAAACUAUUGCUGUUGCAAAUUUACUUCAUGAUUACUUCUUAAUAAAACUAAAUAACCAAACUAUCUCAGUAACAUUCUUUUCUGCUAUAGAUAUAACAAUAGUAAAUGCCAAGUAUUUUAAUAGUAAUAAUCAUAUAAUUCUUUUAGCUCUUUAUCAUACCAAUAUUUUUACUAUUUACUCAGAUGGGAGUCAAACAAAUCUAAACUGUACAUUUACUUAAUUAUAUCUUGGUAUGCAAAUUAUAAUUGCAAUGUAGGUGAACAUAUAUUUAAUAGUUUCUGUUUAUUACCAAUGUCAUACAAUUUAUAGAAUACUGCUUUACACUUGAUUUUCUAAAAUUUUAUGAAAUAUCAGACCAUUAACUGUAUAUCUGCUACUUAGUCCAAUUAUGAUAUAGAAUGUUGGUUAGUUUCUUUAUAUUUUUUAUACGUUUGUAAUUUGAGUGUUAAGUAAAUGUUAAUGGUAUUAAAUAAAAAUUUAACAUUUCUACUGCUUGUUAUUGAAAACAAUCGAAGUAAAAUGCGUGAAUUCGACGACGAAGAAUUCAAAGCGCGAACACUAAUCUCCAAUUAGAUAUCAGUACGUCAUAUCAACACUGGAGGGCGCAAAGUUUUCAAAUGAAUAAACCAUUAUUUAGAUGGCGACUGCUUUCCUUAUUGGAAAGUAAGUGCAGUAAUAUAAUGUCCACAUGCAGUGCACAAGGUUGCAAUUCAAAUCAAAACACAAAAAUUAAUGGAAGGAAUAUUCACUUUUUCCCUUUCCCGACGGAUGUUUCAUUAAAAGAACAAUGGGAAUAUGAAUCCAAUUUGUUACAUGAAAAAGACUGUGAAAAAUAUAAUCUCCAACUAUGUGAACUACAUUUCGACAAGUCUAAUUUCACAGAAGAUAAUAUAAUAAAUCCUAAUGCUGUCCCAACGAUCUUUGAAUUUCCUAAAAAACGAAAAUAUGAUAAUGCACCCAUUCAACACAUACUAUCAGAAGUUAAGGAACCAGUGAUUAAGCAAAUAAAAUUGGCGGAAGAUACUCACAGUUUAGUAACUCCACCACACAGUCCAUCAGCCCAAUUAAUACCAGCAAUAAAUGGAAAGGUCAAAGUUGAAAGCACAACUGUAAAAAGAGCACCACUUGAUAAUGAACAAUGUGCCUUUAAACAAAUUGGCGUAUCAACUUCAUUAUUCACCAAGCAAAUAGAUAUAGGGAAGAAAGUGUAUCGCCUCACAAUACGCAUUGAUAAAACUCGUGCGCGUCCGUGUCCAAAAUCAAAGAAAAUGAAUAUGACUCCGCAACCGGAAAACAAGAUACAAGAAAAAAUACAGAAAACAAAUGAAUCUCAUUCAAACGAUAGAUUAACAAUACAGAGAGAUAAUAAAAGUCGUCAAAAUUCAUCUUGCGACAUUGCAGGUUGUAAGUUACAAAAAACUCUGCUCAACAAAAAACCUGUAUUCAAGUGCGAGUGUUGUGCACGAUAUUACAUUGUCAAAAGGAGUACUGGGCAGAAUGAAAAAAACAAGUCCUGUUUUGUUUGUCAUUUUGUAUUCCCUACGCGACAAGCAUUGUGUCUGCACAUACGAAAACAUUUUACAUGUGACAUGUGUGGCACGGAAUGCGGUACUCAAAUAUCAUUUAAUAAGCACGCAAGGCAACAUGUAAGUACAGAUCCUACAUUGCCAUACAAGUGUCAUAAGUGCCUGGAAAUCUUUGAAACAAAGAGCGAUGUCAGACAACAUAAUUUUCUAAUACAUUCAGCAGUAAAGUUAGAAAACAAAACUGAUAUGGACAAAAAACCAAUAAACUUGAUACAUUUUCAACAACGGUAUCGCAGACUUGAAUUCACGUGCGAUCUUUGUCAGAAAACUUUCCAAUCAUCAAAGCUAUUGGAUGCGCAUCGCGCAGGACAUAUUGGUACAUUAAAAUUCACAUGUCGGGUCUGCUGCAAAGAGUUUGAUAACGUCGAGGACGUUGAUAUGCAUACAAAAAUACAUUUAGAAGUAGUUAAAGAGGAACACAAAUGUAAUAUUUGUAAAAAAUUGUUUAAAACGGACAGCCUGCUCAAUGAGCAUUUACGCGGUCACCUUUCACGGGCUCAUCACUGCCCAAUAUGUCCCAAAGCAUUUAUCAAUAGGACAACUUUGAGAAUUCAUCUAAAAACGCACAGUGAAGAUUCUGAUCGUAAAGAUGAUCUUAAAAAUAUAAAAACUGAAAGAGGUAAAACCUAUUGUUGCACAUUAUGCAGAGAAGAAUUCAACACUUAUUCUAACAUGUAUAGUCAUAUAAUGACUCAUUUGGAGAAAAUGCAUGAGGACGGCAGUAAAACGAAUAUUGAUGAUCUUGCAGAUAUAUUGGAUAUCGAAGAUUCAUAGUUGGUUUUUUUAUUGGUCAAACAUAUCUUUUCCUAUCAUUUGAUUAUUAAUUCUUUGCAUGAUAUCAGGAUUAAUGUUACGGUAAACUCAUCUCAAAUAUCUUAAUUCCAUUAAAUAUAUUCGAGAUGAACUUCGUAAUUAUUAAUGUGACUUUCACAUACCAAAAACAAAAUUAUUAUAUUAUGCGAGAAAAGAUAGAAUGACUUUUAAAAUACGAUAAGCAGUACCUAUAUAGAAAUAUUUAUUGAUCUAUUGAAACUACUAUUUUUUUUUAAUGAAUGCAAUUGAAAUAAUGAAUAAUAAUGAGGGGGCAUAAUAAAAUUAUUUCGAUAGUUCUUAAGAAAACAAGUCCAUUGUUGAAUUAAAAUUAAUUUGGAACUAAAUUAACGUGUUUUCAAUUUAACAUUAAUGGAAAUAUUCUGAUUUUUUUUACACUCCUUUGGUACUUGAAAAAGAUGAUGUAAAACUUAGUGCUUAUGUAUGAUAAGACUCGUAAUAAAUAAGCAAACAAUAUUCUGGUCAAGAAUGCGAUUUCCAAUACGAUAUUCAUGUAAAUACAACCGAUAAUUUUAAGUGUUAAAGUUGUGAACGAGUUGAUGUUCUAUUUUUAAACGAAUAUAAAAUUUGUAUUUGUAAUCCAUUAAAUGAAUAUUUAUAAUAAUAAAAAUGAAAAAAUCCUCAGUA